AUGUCCCAGAACACUAUGCAGGGUAAUCAGCACCCUCGCGCCCCGAGUACGCAUCGUGCGAAGUCCGCUAUGCGCGCCCGCCCUCCCGAACAGCAGGAGGUAACUAAAAUCGAGGAUGAAGACGACCUGGACAAGAUGAUUCGUAAACAAUACGAGCAUAAGGGCAAUGCUAAGGAGGAGGACAACGAAGACUCUCUCUCCGAGCUACCCCUACCUUCGAAGGAAAUGCGCAACGCAUUAGGACAACACACUAGUCCCUUCGACCUUGUGGACUUCAUUCCAUUCGUAGAAGGAGGUCGAGGUCGUUUCUACGACGUGCUCUUUCGAGCGAAGCUAAUGCUUAACCGUAUUCGUAAUGCGAACGCGGAUUUGGAGCGCAAGAUUAAGGAGCUUACAAAGUAUAACGGCUCUCUAACUAACAAGGUUAACAAGCACGAGGCCCGCGCCGGCAAGAUUAAGGCGUUCAUCGAGGGGAUUCAGAGGGACAUUGCCACAUAG
Zymoseptoria tritici IPO323 is the source of this 498-nucleotide messenger RNA. RefSeq lists its product as uncharacterized. The record is from RefSeq and is a predicted model, not a curated record. The transcript has 2 exons. Lineage: Eukaryota; Fungi; Ascomycota; Dothideomycetes; Mycosphaerellales; Mycosphaerellaceae. Bases 1 to 498 code for a protein of 165 amino acids.